Messenger RNA from Camponotus floridanus (Florida carpenter ant), 1490 nucleotides. RefSeq names its product replication factor C subunit 3 (gene RfC38). Gene Ontology annotation, molecular function: ATP hydrolysis activity; DNA binding; DNA clamp loader activity. The transcript has 5 exons. The coding region runs from base 375 to 1439 and encodes 354 amino acids. Gene Ontology annotation, cellular component: DNA replication factor C complex; nucleus. Gene Ontology annotation, biological process: DNA repair; DNA-templated DNA replication. The record is from RefSeq and is a predicted model, not a curated record. Lineage: Eukaryota; Metazoa; Arthropoda; Insecta; Hymenoptera; Formicidae.
AUUAAAUUAAGAAAAAUAAUUUUGGAUUUCUCAAUUGAUAAUCAUGCAGCACUUUUUGGAAUUAGCCGAUCUAUUGAUUAAUAAUUGAACAUGUCGGUAACGUCCCCAAUUCCACUUUUCCCGCGCUAUUUAAAGUUUAUUUGGUUAUGUCAAAAACUACAUAUCACGGAAUAGCAGAGACAAAGUAUUAUAGGUUUUAGCUCUAUAUUUAUAUGUUAAUAAACGAAAAAUAAAUUAUUGUUAAAUGUCAUUUUAUUCAAGCCAUCAUACAUAUUUGUGAAUUAUAAUUUUCUCUUUUGUUUGUGUACAACACAAUUUUAGAGUAAAAGUUCGAUACAUAAUUUGUACAUAAGAAGUAUUUAAAUUAGGAUAAAAUGAGUUUGUGGGUUGAUAAAUAUCGUCCAACGACACUUGCAAAGCUAGAUUAUCAUCUUGAACAAGCGGAGGACUUAAAAAAUAUGGUACAGAAACGAGACUUUCCUCAUUUAUUAGUUCAUGGACCUCCUGGUGCAGGAAAAAAAACUAGAAUAUUAUGUAUCUUAAGAGAACUUUAUGGGAGUGCAGCUGAGAGAUUAAAAGUCGAAAAUAUGCAAUUUGAGACAGCAUCUAAAAAGAAGUUAGAAAUAUUAACUAUAAGUAGUAAUUACCAUACAGAAGUAAAUCCGAGUGAUGCAGGAAUACACGACAGAAUUGUCGUUAUGGAAUUAAUAAAAGCUACUGCACAAACACAUCACAUAGAUGUAGGCCAGAAAGAGUUUAAAGUGAUAUUAUUAUCAAAUGUGGAUCAACUUACAAGAGACGCUCAGCAUGCACUUCGUAGAACAAUGGAAAAAUAUAUCAGUACAUGCAGAUUGAUUCUUUGUGCAAAUUCCACAUCACGAGUUUUACCUGCAAUUCGAUCACGAUGUGUGCGAAUCAGAGUUCCUGCUCCAACUGGCUCCGAAAUAAAAAAUAUUUUACAUUCGAUUUGUAAACGUGAAGGACUUCAUUUGCCAGAUGAAUUUGCUAAUCGAGUAAUUGAAGCUAGUGGCAGAAAUCUUAGACGGGCAAUAUUAAUGCUUGAGGCUUGCAAAGUCGAACAAUGUCCAUUUACUGCUGAUCAAAAAAUAACAGAACCGGAUUAUCAAGUAUAUAUACGAAAUACAGCUAAUAUGAUGGUUUCUGAACAAUCUCCCAAAGUACUUCUAGAGGUACGCAACAGAUUUUAUGAUCUUUUAACACGUGCUAUACCGUGUGAUCUGAUAUUCAGAGGAUUACUGAAAGAAUGUAUAAAAAAUUGUGAUGAUCAAUUAAAAAGAGAAAUUAUUGGUAUUGCAUCAGAAUAUCAGCAUAGAAUGAUACGUGGCUCAAAACCUAUUUUUCAUUUAGAAGCUUUUGCCGCAUGUUAUAUGGCGAUUUACAAAAAAUAUAUUGAAUCAUCUUUGGAAGGUUUUAUGUGAAAUUCCUAUCUUUAAUGUUUUGUAUCUUCGAUAAAAUGGUAAUUUUUACGA